GUGAUUGGAAGAAGCUGCAGGCUCCCUGUUGCGCACUUGGCGGAACGCACAACCAGAGCGCGGAGGCUCCACGCGUGGACUGAACCGAACAUGACCUCUCCACGCUGAUAUUUGCGCACAGCUUUGUGAAUGGAUUCUUAACGAUCCGCUUUAAUGAGAGGAGAUCAAUCGAGCCGCCUCGUCUGAGCGCACAGAGACUUUACGCAUCCCCGGAGCGCAGCGGGAAAGCCGAGGUUCUGCGUCCUCCUUACGUGUUUACCCUCCGUGUUUUCUGGGAGGAAUUUCUGGGCGUGGAGGCAGUUAUUAGAAAGACGGUCGGCUGCAGCGUUUGGACCUGUGAGCUGUCUCAGUCUGUCUGAGAGAGGCUCACCGGUGCCAUGAAGACCUGAGGCAGGGCGGCCCAUGUGCGUCCAUCUGCACACCGGAGAGCUGCAGACAUCUGUGUCGCGUGCGCACAUCUGCACCAACGCGCCGUGCUGUGUUUAAAGCACCGUGGAACGCCAAACAGCAUGGUCCAACCGUCACUGUGCUUCCUGGGGGGCCUUUUGGGCCUGUUUCUGAUGGCUCCUAUUGUGGUGGCUUCCACCCCAGCCAGUAUGUGCACACCCCUGAGGACACUCAACGACAGCCUCAGCCACAGGCGACGGUACAUGAAGCACUACUUCCCCAUCAAUUACUCCAUCCGAGUUCAUCAUGAGGAAAUCUUUAAACUGUCAAAUAUCAGUAAAAUGAAGUUAAAGGUGGAGGGGUUGGAUGAGCUGGUUCUCCAGAGGCUGUGGUUUCAAGUCAACCAGGGUGUCUUAAAAAAGAUCAUCCGGGUAUUGCCGGAGAGACAUCCGUCUCGUCCGUACACGGCAGAGUUGGAGAGGCGGUUCAGGGAUGCUGAGGGAGUCUUCGUUCAUUCGCAUCCUGCUGAGGUGUUCCAGCAGGAGCUCCCAGAGACGAUCCAAGACAUUUGGGAUCAGUUAACAGAGGAGCCCGAUAGGGUGCCGGAGUCCAGCUGGAGGUUUGCUUCUCCAAAAUCCCUGGUGGACAACUUGUGCCAUACCAUGUACUGCCUCUUCUGGGAGUGCUUUUCCAGCACAGAAGCUUCUCAGGACUACUGUGAAGUCUCUCAUUCAAAGAAAGGCAGAAAGACCCUGAACCAAAAAGUGGAGAUGGAGCCCACAGAGCCCACAGAGUGGUAAUUUCCCUCUUGAUGCUGCCCAGAGACUCCAAUGAUUAUCCCUCCUGAACUUCGGGGUUCACAGUAAAAAACCUAUUUCAACAAGUCAUUUCCAAAUGUACCAAACUGGGGCCAAGAUUGUGGUAUUGACUGAUAAAUAAACUUGGCAUGCCUCCACCGGCGAGAUCCGACAGAACAUAUUGGCACGGUGACGGUGCCUGUAAUUAAUUUAAGAGCGUAUGGACUUUCCAUGUGACUGAAAUACAGAGGGACAUUGAUAGGGACAUUGAGGACUUCAGCUGGGACGUCGGCUCUUCUUCCCGCCAGAGGACAUCUCUGGCUGAGGGUCUGGUCUGCGCCUGGUAACUCGUCUAUCAGAUGUGUUUAUGUUUUUAUAUAUGUUAAUAAUGAUGACCAAUGCUUUGUUUGCUGAGACGGGUUCUUUGAGAAGGAGCUUCUCAGUGAGAAGCUAACAGAAAGAGGCAGACUGUGUACCAUAGCCAAGUAUCCCAAUAUAUCGUUAUUUAAAAACAAAUGUUUUACAGCUGUGCUACAGGCCUGGAUUGCAUAAUCAAAAAAGCUCUCCAAAAACUGUGUUCAUUUUCAUUCACUGUUCCGUGUAUUUAUGUUGUUAUUUUUUUUUUAUAUGUGCAAAAAGGAAGAAAAAUGAACUUGGUCAACUGACGGCAUAUUUAUCUUCCUUCAUCUGAGCUCUGUGUUCAGUAUAAAUCUGUUUCAGUUUGUUUUUAUCAGGUAUACCAUGAUUUGAAAGGCUUUGUGGAGGAUGAUGAUGAUGAAAGAUGUAUAAUUGGCAACAGAGUUUUGUUUGAGGUUCUUGACUUUUUGAAAGCAAUCUGGACAGAUACCAAACGUGUGCCUUUGCAAAACAUGACAGGUGUUGAGAGUUUGGUCUCGAUGGGGAAAUUAGAGAAUCUUCCGACUGGGGUUUUACUACGAAAGACGCGCGUGUUCCCUGAAGUGCUUGGCCGUGCUUUCACAAUUCAUAAUCCGCACCAAAGAUAUGACGACGAAGAGCCAAGCGCACAAUGCCAUAAGGAUAAAGCCAGCAGAGAUACUGUCACUUCCUGAGCAGGACGGGGCAGAAAGUGUGAGAAACACCAUAAAUUCUCCAUUCAUCUGAUGGAGAACUAAACCACAGACUGCCCAAAGUAGUCGCUGUCAACUUCCCAGAAUUGGACAUCACAGGAAAAAUAAUUAUACCAGGGUUCCCACGGGUCCUUGAAAUCCUUGAAAGUUUGUGAAUCUGAAAAAAUAAAUUCAA
Molecule: messenger RNA, 2447 nt
Organism: Fundulus heteroclitus (mummichog)
Lineage: Eukaryota; Metazoa; Chordata; Actinopteri; Cyprinodontiformes; Fundulidae
Gene: il34
Product: interleukin 34
Exons: 8
Coding region: 510-1187 (225 amino acids)
Biological process (GO): positive regulation of protein phosphorylation; positive regulation of macrophage differentiation; positive regulation of cell population proliferation
Molecular function (GO): cytokine activity; macrophage colony-stimulating factor receptor binding
Source: RefSeq, a predicted model, not a curated record